Vigna radiata var. radiata (mung bean) is the source of this 1770-nucleotide messenger RNA. RefSeq names its product TMV resistance protein N-like. Gene Ontology annotation, biological process: signal transduction. The transcript has 3 exons. Bases 91 to 1089 code for a protein of 332 amino acids. The record is from RefSeq and is a predicted model, not a curated record. Lineage: Eukaryota; Viridiplantae; Streptophyta; Magnoliopsida; Fabales; Fabaceae.
UACUGUACUGUGCCAUUUUCUCCUUAGUGUGGAGAAAGGAGGCAGAAAGUGACAACAGAGUGAGUCAACGGACACUGUUUGUCAUCCAGAAUGUCUUGUGAACCAAAAAGCUAUGAUGUUUUUCUCAGUCUUGGUGGAAAAGAUGUUCGUUACACCUUCACUGGUAAUCUCUUUAAUGCUUUGCGCAGCAAGAGAAUUAAGACCCUUUUCAGAGAACAUGAAUAUGAACCUGAGCUACACACUCAUCAAACUAAUAUUUCACCCUCUGUUCUUAAAGCACUACAAACGUCAAAGAUUUCCAUCGUUGUUUUCUCCCCAGAAUAUGCAUCCUCCUCAAGACGUCUCGAUGAACUUGUGGCCAUCCUUGAGUGUAGGAUGAGGACCAACCAACUCGUAUGGCCAAUCUUUUACGGAGUGGAACCCACUGACGUAAGAUUUCAGAGAGGUAGAUAUGAACAAGCCAUGAAUACAUUUGAAGAAAGAUAUUCCCCAGAGAGGAUGAAUAAAUGGAGAUCAGCUUUGGCUGAAGUCAGCAACUUGAGUGGAUGGUUUUACCAAAAGGAGCACAAAUACGAAUAUAAAUUCAUCAGAAAGAUUGUGGAAGCAGCCGUGCAAUCCCUGUCAAGAUAUGAUGUUUUUUUGAGUUUUUGUGGAGAGGAUACCCGCUACACUCUCACAGGUUUUCUAUACAAUGCCCUUAGCCGAGAGGGAUUCAAAAUCUUCAUGGACGAUGAAGAAUUGGAGGGUGGGAACCAAAUUUCUCAAAAGCUAAUGGGAGCAAUAGAAAGUUCAAGGGUUUCAAUUGUUGUGUUCUCUGAAAACUAUGGAUAUUCCACCUGGUGUCUUGAUGAACUGGCCAAGAUCACUGAGUGUAUGAAGACCAAGAAUCAGAUGGUUUGGCCAAUAUUUUACAAUGUGGAAAAGUCGGAUGUAUGCAAUCAAACAAAAAGUUAUGGUGAGGCCAUGACUGCACAUGAAAAAAGGUUUGGGAAGGACUCCGAGAAGGUGCAAAAAUGGAGGUCUGCUUUGUCUCAAAUCACCAACUUGGAAGGAGAGCAUCUCAGUGAAAAUGAGUCUGUUCCAACAUGAAUCUAUCGAAAAGAUUGUGGAACGGCUCAUUAAUAUUGAAGAUGGGAAGCAUAUAGCAAGUCCUUUCCUUGUUCCAAUGACAGCUACGGAGAACAAUGAAUGAAUGAAGACUGUCAAAAUAUACAUGUCGUGGAGCUCUGUGUAUGCAACUGAUACUGGCAUCAGUAACAAUCCUUGAAUUGUGCUUAUCAGUGUUGUUUCUGCAUCCUGUUGCAGUUCCAAUGGUUUUUUGUAUUCCUUUUAAAAUCUCGUAUAAUCCUUGAGGUCUGAUGUGUUUUUUCUGCAUCUUUUGUGAUGAGUGGUGCUAUGUUAGCACAUGGACGUUUUCAUUAGCUUAGGUUCCAUGAAUUAGAAUUUGAAUACUUGCUGUUGAGACAUUAUAAUCUACUCAGACACAAAUAGAAAUAUAGUAUACACAAUUAAAUAUAUAAAAUUCAAUUUUAAUUUUCAUAUGGUUUUUUAUCCGUCCUUAGUUCUUCAUUAACAGAUGUGACAGCUCUAUACAAAGAAAAGAAAGUAUUGUCUUCUUCCUAAAAACGUGAGAUUACAUAAAAUUUCACUAUCAACAAUACCAUGUUUCAUCAAUGGAGCUGUCAUGUGAAACUGCUAAAGGGCACCAAGUGUCGUGAAGCUGAGAGUGUUGCUAUUCAUCCUAACACGAUACUACGAUAUACUGUUGUU